GGUUUGGAAUAAUAAUUGAUGUUUUUCUAUAACAUAAAACUUUUGCAAUUACUAAGGCUCUGUGAAUUGAAUGAUUAUUUCAUUGAGGAAAACAUUUCAAUAAAAGAACUGUGAAUGGAUUCGCUAAAGCUGCAGGGCUCAAGAAGUGCUUAAAGAUUCAAAAUUAGUGGUUGCAAUUUUAUCAACAGAGGAGAUUGGAUGGAUAGUAAAGUUUCAUUCUGUGAAGUGAUCCCUCAUAAGAGCUUUACCAACAGCAGCAACAACAACAACAACAACACACAUAAAUAUGGGAGCAGCAUGCACCGAAAUAGAGGAUAGAGUAGUAAAUAUUUGGUUGUAUUUGUGAAAAUAUGUUUUGAUCAAAGUGAAAAGUAUGGUAGUGUACGUGCCAUAUGUUCCAUUCUGUGUUUAUCGUAAAAAAUGAAAAUGGAAAAAUAGUCUUUGAAAAUUAUUCCUGCAAAAUAAUGGAAAUAUGUGCGUGAAAAAAAUGACAUAGGUCAUUGUAUCCUAAAUCAAUUUACAGUGUAAAUAUUCCGUUGAAUGUCGUAUUAGCCAAUGGAGAAGCAAAACAGUAGAGUCGAUGGGAAGGUGAUAAUUUGUUCACCUUUGGUUAUCUUAUUUCUACUGUUCAAGAAGCUGUCUGAAAUGAAAAUUUCGCAUUUGGGAGAGAGCAGUGUUGACGUGAUUGGGUUGUAUUUGAAUUGUGUGAUGGUGUAAGAAAAAAUAUUGGAAAGAUAGUGAACCUAACCCAAUGAUGGUGAUUUAAAAAGGCAAGCAAAUGAUAAAGUGAAUGAUAUUGUGAAUGUUUCGAUUAACAUGAUUACAACAUGAAUGCUUUCGAUAAAAUUGAAAAGAAGUCUUUGGUCAAGUGGUAGUGAAUCGAAUCGUCAUAUUUUCUCGUAGAAGAGCAUUCAAAAUAAAUGUUGGAAAAAUACUGCAGAAGAGAACGCAGACGGGGAAUUGGUGUUCCUCUUUGCUUGAAAUAUUAACCAUUUUGGAUUAAAAUAGGAUUACGAUUGUUGCACAUACACAGAAUCAGGAUAAUAAAAUUUAACACAAGUGUUUGCUUCUACACAAAUUGCUUAAAAUGGUCUUUUUGGCCCAAGGGCCGGGGCCCUUCGUCUCCCGCCGUGUCGUUUGUGACUACAGCCGAAACAACGUAGAAUUUGUACAGCACACAAAUUUCGUUCUAUCCAACGUUCGCAACAAACAUCAACCAGCAGCAAGAACUGUCCCCGAAAACUUGUUAGUGCGCUUUGAUUUUUCUUCGUCAUUGUUUCUAAACUUUAGCGAAGAAAAACUACCGUCACUCGAGGGCCCGCCAGCAGCGGAGGCCCUUCUCGCUUUUUCUGCAUGGAUUCAAUGAAACGUAGCGAGGCGAGUAACAGCCACCACCAAAAUAAGGUGGUUUUAACGAACCAAGGAACAGACAGCAAUAACAAAGUAAAUCAUAGUGGUAGUAAUUUGAACAAUAAUACUGUAAGCAACAAGCAGCUACACCAAUCGGCUCCAUUGAAUCCAAAUCAAGCGUCCACGCUGCCAAACACAUCGACGACGACGCCAACAGCCAGUGAUAUCAACAAGGAUUCUAAUUUUGAAUACGACGAUAACGAGUGGGACGUUGGUAUAGGCGAUCUUAUAAUUGACCUUGACGCUGACAUUGAAAAAUCAUCGGUUAGCAACCAACAACAGGUCCAGCCAGGAACUGCACUGAUAAGCGAAACUAUUUCACCAACGCCGGAUACAACCCUUCCAUCAGUAGCUGUAGAUGAUACAAACGUGCUUGGUACGACGGGAUUGAAAAAAACACAACCAACAACAACGGCUCCGGCCUCAUUGUCUAGAGUUGGUUCUGACAAAGCAAAUCUUCCAACAGGUAGUGUGAAAGACUUGAACUCGGCAACUACGUCUGUGAAAGGAGGAAUCACGUCUUCAACACCAUCCAAACAUCAUUCCUCCUCUUCCUCUUCCUCAUCCUUACCGUCUUUGUCAGGACAUCACCAUCAUCACCACCACCACCAUCAUCAUCAUCAUCAUCACAAGUCAAACAGCAACGUAGAUUCUCCAAAUCGCAACAGCUUAAACAACCUUUCAAAACAUUCUGUGUUACUAAGUCAGCUAAAUAGCACUAAACGUCCUAGUUCUUCAACCCUUGAAAUAACUGGAUUGAAGCACCACCACAACUCCAGCAGUGAAAGUAGUAGUUUGAGCAACAUGUCCUCCACGAACAGUAGUUCGGGUGGUAAAUCAGCCACCAAACUAGCCGUAGAUCACCAAGCAACGCUUGACAAAGGAUUAAAAAUGAAGAUCAAACGUACUAAACCAGGCACGAAAACUUCGGAAGCAAAGCAUGAAAUCGUGAAAGCUGAACAAAACGGUACCAGUUCACUAUCGUCGUCUGCGGAUGAGAAUAACGGUAAUAGCAACAGUAGUUCCAACUCAAGUAACAAGAAACAUUCGUCACAGUCACAAUCACAAGCACAACAAGUGGCUAGUCCUACAGUGCAGCAGCAGCAGCAGCAACAACAACAACAGCAAGGGACAAAACGGGGAAGUAGUGGUCACCGUCGAGAUAAGACGAAAGAAAAGACUCCACAUCACAAUCAACGGGACAAAAAUGAGCACAAUAGUAAUAGCAGCAAUAGCAAUAACUCAUCGUCAGCCACUGACCGAGGUUGCAGCUGUACGCACGAAAUGCAAGUAAACGGAAUUCAACAACCGUGUUCCAGUGUAUCUUGCAUACGGAGUAGAACCUCAGAUCAACAAAUUAAUUCGCUAUCGCAGCGGCUAUCAAAUCAAAAUAAUUCGAGUACAACCUCUGCAAAUAGUUUAUUCUCUUCGAAUUCAAAUACGGGUUCUUCGUUAAGUAGUAGUAGUAAUACUCCAAACGCUCCUGGCCCACCGUCCUCAAAGGACAUUAGUAAGAGUAAACCUGUAGUACCAAUCAUAAUCCAUUCAUCAUCACAGAUCUCUUCCGCGGCGGCCGCAAACAACUCACAGUUGUCGAACCUUCAACACUCUACCUCAUCUAGUGGUAGCAGUAGUGCUGGCAGUGGUAGCAGCAGCAGCAGCACCGGCACCAACAGCUCCGGUUCUAGCAGCAGUAGCACGAGCUCAACGAACAAUGUACUAAAGUCGCAGCUUCAAUCAACGACACCCCCAUCCAGUUUAUUGAGUGCUCUAGCUUCGGGGUCGUCUUCAGCAGCUGGAUCGUCAUCCGCUAGUAAUGUGUCUGUUGCGUCCAGCAGUAGUUCGCACCUAUCAAGCUGUGAGGCGGGACCGUCGUUACAGAAAGAUGAUAAAAAUAGCACUAGUCCACCACCGGCCAAACGCCAUAAAUCUGAUCCAAAAGAUAUGGUGGAUGUGUGUGUUGGGACAUCGGUUGGCACUAUCACCGAGCCUGACUGCUUAGGGCCUUGUGAACCCGGUACGUCUGUGACGUUGGAGGGUAUUGUUUGGCAUGAAACCGAGGGAGGAGUUUUAGUUGUUAAUGUUACAUGGCGAGGUAAAACCUACGUCGGUACUCUAAUAGACUGUACAAAACAUGACUGGGCACCACCACGAUUUUGUGAUUCACCAACUGAAGAGUUGGAUUCGCGAACACCAAAGGGCCGAGCUAAACGCAAUCGCGGAUCAGCUCUUUUUCCUAUGAACGAUCUGAGCAAUUUCACCGAAACCCGAAGUUCUAUGCAUAGCAAGUUACGGAAUGGUGGAACGAAAGGUCGUGGUGGUCGCACUACAACGACGGCUGAAUCGAGCUCGUCGAAAACAACAACCACCUCAACAACCACUACGGCAAGUUCAUCGAGUGGGACAAACACAAGUGUUAGUUCAAAUACUCCUUCUACGUCUCCGGUCGCGUUUUUGCCGCCCCGACCCGAGAAGCGCAAGUCAAAAGAUGAGUCUCCCUCGCCGGUAAAUGGUGGCACUAGCGGAAGUACGAGUAGCAGUACGAGCGGCAGUGUGAUAAAUACUAGUAGUGUAAAUAAUGCUAAUGCUAGUGGCAUUGUCAAUAAUGGCACCCCAAGUACGCAGAGUGUGGUCAACCCUAUGACAGGACUGAAUGUGCAAAUUUCUACAAAGAAAUGUAAAAGCUCUGCUUCGCCAUGCGCGAUAUCUCCAGUGUUAUUGGAAUGUCCUGAACAGGACUGCAGCAAAAAGUAUAAACAUGCUAAUGGUCUACGGUACCAUCAAAGUCAUGCUCAUGGUAGUGUUUCCUCGAUGGAUGAAGAUUCUUCCCAACCGCCAGAAUCACCACAACGGAUAGCACCGCCAACGACACCGUCUCCCCUGCCCAUAGUUCAGUCCACCAAUCUUCCAACGGUACCAGCUACAAGUGCUAAUGCAUCAGCUACCAACAGUCCUUCGCCUGCAGGAACCAAUCAAACUGGUAAUACGCCUCAGGUGGCCGUUUCUAUAGCAGUGACGUUGAAUACUAGUCAAAACCCAGCCGCAACUACAACAACCUCUAGCAGUAGCCCAAUAGUAUCGACAAAUUGUACUCCUUCUCCGAAUUUGUUAAUGACGGUAAAUGUGUCGACUGUGACGACACCCAUCGCUUCGUCACAUUCGCUACUUACUUCCACAGCGUCUCAAGCUUUGUCGGUUUCAUCCUCCGGCAGCUCACAGUCAACUGUCACAACGCCUGCCUCUGCAGGAGGUAGUAUUACAACUGGAGUUGCAGGCCAACCCCAGCCACACGUUGUUCCGGUAGGCAACUCAACUCUUUUGAGCUCCGCUUUGAGUGGAAAUCCGAGUGGAUCGGUUCCUCCGACAUCGUUAUCGUCACAGUUGCAACCUUGUCAAGUUCAGAUUCCGCCUUCAGCUCAGCAGCAAUCAUCAAACUUACCACAGACAAACAACAAUCCCGUUAUUAAUCCAGGCCGAAGCGAUCCCAGUGCGAAGAGUAAGCCCGGUGUUUUGCGAUUUGGGCCGCUUCCUGGAGAAGUUGACCAUAAUGCGCGGCUCACACCAAUUGCCCAAGGUGCUUCCAAUUUACCGAUCAAUCCAGGUUCCUCGAUGCCAUCCAGUUCGCAACCUGGCACACCGGUAAGGCCCACAACUGCAGCCAUCUCUGGUGGACCGCUUACUAUGCAACCAACAACCCCAGGUGUUUCCGAAGGAUUAAGCAUGAAACCCCAAAAUUGUUCCAAGCAAAAGAAAAAUCGGAAAUCCCCGGGACCUUCGGAGUUUGAUGUCGCAGCAGCAAAUCGAGCGGAGGACGUUCAAAGUCCGGCUUACAGUGAUAUAAGUGAUGAUUCAGCACCGGUAGUGGAUGCUAGUGACUUAGACAAAUCUAAGGGACCUCCUCUACCUGAUGCACCGAAAAAACUAAAUGAGGGUGUUCCAGGUCAACUUGGUCCACUGUCCGGUUACGGUCCACUGUACCCUUAUUAUCCUGCUAUGGCUCAUCAAUCUCCUUAUUAUUCUUCGGAGCACCCAGGGAAACCACCAGGUUUGGGUCAUUCACCAUUAGGUCCAAACACUGCAGUAGACUACAAAAGUAAAGAACCGCCGCUUGAUCUUAUGAAUAAACCAAAUCCACAUCAGCAACAACAACAACAACCACUUCCGCCACAACCGGGGCAACCUCCGCAUCAGCAACAACUUCCACCUGGAGACACCGGACCUCAGCAAAACAAAGACUGUCCAAGUGGACCGCCGCCACAUGCUGGAACCGGAAAGUUGAUGCAACAUUUUUAUCCGUAUGGAUACAUGCCAACGGGAUAUAAUUAUAACAUGGAUCCAAACUAUGGGCCAGUCUCGAUGAUGUCUGAAGAAAGUAAAUUGUCUCAGCAACAAGGGCCGAAUCAAGGACAAAUUAAGGAAGAGCGGAUUAAAGAAAGUUCAAGUCCCAACGAGUACGCCAAAAUGGGUCCGCAGAUGAUGCCCACAAAGUUGAUUAAAUCGGAGCCAAUCGCUGUGAAGGAUAUCAAGACUGAAAGUGGACAUCCGAUGCACCCGAAGGACCAACCUCCACUUGGACAACAACAGGGACAGCCGCCGAUCAGUGCUUACGGUGGGAUGUUCCAACGACAUGGGCUCAAUGUUGGGCCACCAUCGCAACCACCACCACCGCAGCAUAUGAAUCGAGAGGAAGACUUGAGGAGGUUGUUCAAUUAUUCUGACCAAAGGAGAUCCAGUACUUCCAGUAAUUCGUCAGUAUCAAACUUGAACGCAAAAGACGAACCACCUUCACCAGCCCAGCCACCUCCAACAGGACAUCCUAGUCAAGGACACGGUCCACCGUUAGCACAAUCAGCGGCAAACGUCCCCCAGUCUGCACCACAAUCGAAAGGUUCUAAAUCGCAACCAUCAUCUCAGCCAGCGCUGAAGCAGCAAAAGGAUAUUAAAUUGGAAGAUAAGGAGAUGCUGAAAGUUAAACAAGAGGGCCAAAAACCAACUAUGGAAACGCAAGGGCCUCCACCGCCUCCAACCUCUCAGUACUACCCGCAUUCACUGUACAUGAGUACCAGUCCAUUCGGAUUCGAUCCGAACCAUCAAAUGUACAGGAAUAUGUUGGUACCAGCGGCGUCCUACAGUGCACCUCCAUAUCACAUACAAAUACCACGGUACACAACGCCUGAGGACUUGUCACGAAAUCCUAGUACAAAAGCUCUAGACUUACUACAGCAUCAUGCCAGUCAAUACUAUAACUCGCAUAAAAUUCACGAGCUUAGAGAGGGCGCUCUAAAAAGUCCUACCAGCAACGUUAAAGUAAGCGUAUCUAGUCCCAAUCUUUCUCAGCAAUCCAGUCAGAAUCCUAACAUGUGCAUUCCUCCAUCAAAUAGUAGCAUCAGUAGCUUACAGCAGCAGCAACAACAAGCACCGCCAUCUUCACAUCCACAACAGCCACAGCAACCAGGAGCAUCUCUACAGCCCUCACAAGCCGGAGGUCCCAAUGCUGGUAGUGGGCCUGGUGGAAGUGCAGGUCCCGGAGGAUCUGAAAUGCAGAAGGAUCCUGGCGGUCCAAACGUGUUGGGUCCAGGGUCAGCUGUUGUAGGAGGUGGUCCGCCGCCUCAACCGGGGCAGCCACCAAGUCGGAGUCCCCCGCCGCAACGGCACGUGCACACACACCAUCACACGCACGUUGGCCUCGGCUACCCUAUGUUCCAGAGCCCAUACGGAGUGCUAAGCCAACAAGCAGCAGCAGCAGCUGUCACUGUGAUAAGUCCAUUCCAGACUGGACCGCCAACCAAGUAGAAGCCGCGCGUGCCGGCGAAAGUGAUUAUGCAACCACAACAUUGUGUGGCCAACAGGUCUGAUCAGGAGGUGUCACCGAACACAAGAUGAGGACAAGAGACACAACAAUAGAAAUGAAUGACGGAGUCCGCCAUUGGGCCGAAGAAGCAGUAAACAUGAAACAGUAGAAGCGAAAGUGUGAUAGUGAUACUUUAUUUCAUCGAUCAAUCCAUAACGUAUUGACGGAGGUAGCCAGCUUCUCUAAAAUGGCGAGUAAAUACGGACUAGACCUUCUGAGAAUCAAAUAGAAAUGAGUAAAAUAAGUUUUUUACUUGUGUACUAAGGAUGAGGUUUUAACAGCAGAAUGAAAGUGUAUUGUAAAGGACUUAAUAUUAAAAAUGUAGCUUUAGUACUGUAAGGUUAGGCAUAGCGUUAGUUUAGAUGAAAAGUAUCUAUUUUUGUACAAAACUAAAAAAAUAAGCAAAAAAUACAAUACAAUUUUACUGGUAGCGCAACGUCGUAUUGGUGAAUAACCAUUUAAGGUAAUUUUGAUUAAUAGUCGUUAGUUGGUAGUAUGUAUGCUGAAGAUGUAGAACAGAGAAUGGACUGUUUCGUAAGCUUGGAAACGCGUUCAUGUCAGUGUGAAAACAAUCGACAACAGCAAAAUCAUUUCAUCAACUAUUGAUAGACUAUCAGAAGUAUGCAAAAACUGUAUCAUGCUGUCUCAUCCAUUAGAAAAUAGCCCAAAUGGUUUCGAACUGUUUCAUAAAAUGGUGGUAAUUUUUCUUCCAUAGCGAACAAAUGAGAAUAUAACAUACGACUGUGGGUCAUUUUGCCUAAAGUCGUUUGGCCGAAAACCGUUUGUCGUAAGCCAGUUUGGCCUAGUUGUAACUUGGUAUAUUUUUAACAAUUUCAAAUAAAAAGAGGUUCAGCCAAACAGCAAUCAACCAAUAUUAUCUUCUUCUUCUUCAAUGGCUCUACAUUCCAACUAUUAGCAUUUUCUCAGUUAUUAAUUGAAAGCUUUUCUAUGUCCGCCAUUGCAUGAGUAUGUAUUUUGUGUGGCAAGUACAAUGGAUACACUAUGCCCAGGAUGUCGAGAAUGUUUCCAACCCGAAAACAUCCUAGACCGGACCGAGAAUCGAACUCGCUAUCUCCGGAUUAGCAAUCCUACGACUUUGCUGGCGAGGCUACUGGAGACCUUCCAAUAUUAUACUAAUUGGUAUUUUAUUAUAUACUAUUGGUUCUUUAGUUUUUGUUCGUAUAGAUUCUGAAACGAAACAUAAUGUUCCUACUCUUUUUUCUAUUCGCAUUCAACCUUUUUUUUUUACUUUAAUUAAAAUAUAUGGGUUUUCCUUAACAGUGCGGUAAGACGCGCGGCUACAAAGCAAGACCAUGCUGAGGGUGGCUGGGUUCGAUUCCCGGUGCCGGUCUAGGCAAUUUUUGGAUUGGAAAUUGUCUCGACUUCCCUGGGCAUAGAAGUAUCAUCGUGUUAGCCUCAUGAUGAAGAUGGUAACAUGGCUUAGAAACCUCGCAAUUAAUAACUGUGGAAGUGCUUAAUGAACACUAAGCUGCAAGGCGGCUCUGCCCCAGUGUGGGGAUGUAAUGCCAAUAAAAAGAAGAAGAAGAAGAAGAAGAAGGGUUUUCAUUGAGAGCAUUACUUCAACAAUAGAAGGCUUUAACAACCAAAUUAGGUAUAUAUUUAUCCGUAUUCUUGUUUACGGAUGAUUGAUUUCUUCAUUUAUUUCCCUAUUUGAUUUUGCUUGCGUAAACGAGUAUGCGCAACAAAUUGUUUUCCAAAGAGCAUUCGAACGUAAACAAAAAUAUUGGCGCAUAGACUUAGCAUUUCUUGGCUAGACCCAUGAUUCUGGGAGAGAAACAGUGAUACAAUAGACACGAAUCGGUUUUUAAACUAAUAAUUUUGUGAAUUGUAUACUGCCGUUCUACGCAUAAUUUUCCCAUGUACAUGAGAAAUCCCAGCAAACAUGGGACAAAUAUACGUAUGACGGUAGUAUAGUUUUUAAUCAACUUUGAGCCAUACAUGAUAUAGUUUCUGCACAUUUCGAAUUGCUUAUUUUGUCCAAAAGCGUUUUCAAAUGUGAGAACCUAAUCAAAUAUGUCCUUCAUUUAGAAGGAUACAAUGUAUAAAAAGCAAAAACAUAUAUGUAAAUAAAACAAAACUUUGACAAACUAUUAAUUUAGUCUACUCCUUCUUGAAUGUUUCAGUUUCCAUCGCUCUAUUUUGCUACAUAAGUCUUAUCAAAUUCUAUUUCUUUUUUUUACUGUUUAUCAUUUCCGGAAUCUCGGAUUAAAAUUUAAUUUAUGUUUUACCAAGGCAAAUCGCCCGGAAGAUGCGGUAAGUUUACGGCCAUUAGGUUUUCACGGAUUACAAGAACUAGGAAACAUUCAAAAAGUUCACAUGACUGAUAUUUACUUACGAUAGUAGGUGCAUUGCUCUAAGCAAAAACUUUCUAAUCAAAUGGUGACGAUCUUUCACGGAGCACAAGAACAAACAUGAUUGAAGUACGAACUAUUUUGAAACCAUACAUAUGUUGCUGUAAAUAUAAAUACCAAGAACCAGUUUGUGGUUCGCGCUAAUUGCAAAGGAAUAUGUUAUCCCAACCACGGAUGAAUUUCUUAAAUUGCGACGCGAAGGAAGAGUGAUUCAAUGUAUAUAUUUUCUCAACUAUGAAUGUCGUCAUGUUUUAGCAAAAAUCGUGGAGGAACUAUUCUUAGCAACAAGAGAGAUAAUCUUCGCACGUUAUUGGCAGUUUAUCGUGGCAAUGCCAAAUUAUUUACGAAAUGCGUGAUGAUUACGACUUAUCGGAAAACUAAUUAACACAACACAAGGAGAGAAAUGCAGAAUAAUAAAUAAAAACGAAUUACAAACAAAGCUUUAGAUGUGGAACUAAACUAAUAGCAGUAAUUAUCGGAAAAUCAAAGAUUGAGGAACGGAAAAUGAGAGCAAUCUUAAGAAACUCUUCCUAACAAACAAUGAUGAUGGUGGCAAUCUAUGCGCUGCCGAUAUCAACUAAUUAGGAGCAGGGCUGCAGCGUUUUCUGUAAAAAAAAGAAACAUUUCUUAAGGCUGGUACACGUCAAAAAAGUUUUUCGACAGUAAAGUAAAAAGCAGAGAUUAACUACCGUAAAUUCAUGUAUAAAAAUAAAAUAAAAUCUAUAACUACAUUUAAUGCUAUUAUUAUAUAUAGAAAUACAUUCCUUGUAUUAAAGCAUAAAAAUUGGUGAAAAAAUAUAAAAUAAACAAUUCUAAAAAUUA
Molecule: messenger RNA, 10455 nt
Organism: Armigeres subalbatus
Lineage: Eukaryota; Metazoa; Arthropoda; Insecta; Diptera; Culicidae
Product: serine-rich adhesin for platelets
Exons: 13
Coding region: 1354-7203 (1949 amino acids)
Biological process (GO): regulation of transcription by RNA polymerase II
Cellular component (GO): nucleus
Source: RefSeq, a predicted model, not a curated record